UUGUUUUUGCUAGAUAUCGAAUCACUUAUUCAAACAAAUAAUGAGGGUUUUGGUUUUUUGGGGUGCUUGUCUGGACUCUCUAGAAUUGUGAAACCUUGGGGCAAGCAGAAGAAGAAGAGAUCAAGAAUGGUGAACAAAGGGAAAGCUGCUGCUGCUGCUGCACAACAUGAAGUUAUCACUCAAAUGCAGCCUCAAAACACAAGUGGCGCUACAGAGAAAGAGAUCGAGAGAUCUGAAUCCAAAGCGCAUAAAACCCCUGCUAGCUUAUCAAUCAGAAAAAAAUGUUUGAAGUCUGAAACUGUGAAACCUAGGCGAUCCUCGCGUCUUCAAAGUCUAUUCCAGCCUGCUAAAGAUGUAGAGGUAGACACCUGUGUUGAGCACAUCAAUCUUGUUGAAAGCGAGAUGGAUGAUGGGACGGAUAUUGAUGAAGCUGAAAAGGAACUUGAGCCUUUCGCUGAGGAAGCUGAGGCAAUUCCAGAAGGCAAAAGCUUAGAAGAUAGGGUUGACGAGCUUCUUGGAGAUGUUGAAGUAUUAAAAAAUAAGGUUAACUCAGGAGACUUCUCAUCUAAAGGCUCGUCUUCCCUGAAUUACAAAGGCCUAUACAUAUAUUCUCAGAAGAAGGUUGAUGCAUUGACAAAGGAAAAUAUUCAGCUUCAAAAUCAGUUACAAAUUGCUCAAUUGAAAAUAGAAGCGUAUGAUAAUAUGAAGGAUGAUGUUCUAGACAAGUUAAAGGAUGCAAUCAUGGUAACAAAUAUGAGCAAGGCAACUGAUGCAGUGGUGAAUCUAUGUAAUAAAGUGCUUGACAGAUUUUCAGUCCCUUCUGCUGCUGACGAACCCAUCAACACAAACGUGACCAGGUCGCCAUCUAGAGAUGAGCGUCCAAGAAGAGGAAAGAAACAGGAUACAAUUAAAAAUUAAACCCUGUGGCUGAACUUUCUUAGAGGCUGAUUAUAGUUUCAGCAUUCUGUGCAUUUAAGACCUAUUUACGUAAGUCAUUUAGUCAUGUAACUAUGUAAGUAAUGAUUGCAGACGUGAACUGAUCCAGUGUAGAAUGUGUUCUUGUUUGCCUCUAUCGAGACUUAUCGUCCUUCGUUUCAUCAUCUUAAU
Molecule: messenger RNA, 1107 nt
Organism: Daucus carota subsp. sativus
Lineage: Eukaryota; Viridiplantae; Streptophyta; Magnoliopsida; Apiales; Apiaceae
Exons: 5
Coding region: 127-918 (263 amino acids)
Source: RefSeq, a predicted model, not a curated record